Olea europaea var. sylvestris is the source of this 1112-nucleotide messenger RNA. RefSeq names its product mitochondrial fission protein ELM1-like. The transcript has 7 exons. Bases 320 to 937 code for a protein of 205 amino acids. Lineage: Eukaryota; Viridiplantae; Streptophyta; Magnoliopsida; Lamiales; Oleaceae. Gene Ontology annotation, cellular component: mitochondrial outer membrane. Gene Ontology annotation, biological process: mitochondrial fission. The record is from RefSeq and is a predicted model, not a curated record.
CAAGUCAGCACACCGCCUGCCCAUAAGGCUGCCGGAGCCACCGGGGAGUCCGCCAUCAUUGGGUGGAGUUCCUGAUAUAUUCGAGGGCGGGGUUUAUGGCGUCAUCCGACGAGCCGUCAUUAUUGGUAAUGGAUACCCGGCUACCGAAAACCAGAGCAUCGGCUUGGUACGCGCCCUAGGGCUGACGGAAAAGCAAACUCUUUAUCGGGUUACAAGACCAAGAGGAGGAAUCAAUGAAUGGCUACACUGGCUUCCUGUUUCUGUCCACAAAAAGUUUUAUGACAUUAUUAGCCUGAUUUAUAGUUAUUCUCGAAUUCUGAUGGCUGGAAGGGGAAAGAAACUGGUGCCUUUGCCUACGGAGAAUGGUCAUUCUGCCGGCCUAUCAUCUGUAUUGGAAGCUGAUGUAAAAAAUAUCGUGAGGAUGGCUAAAGAAACUUCUGAGAAGGAUGGUCCAUUACUGGUGGUUGCAUCUGGAAGAGAUACUAUUUCAAUUGCAAGCUCUAUAAGAAGAUUAGCAUCUGAAAGUGUGUUCGUCGUACAGAUUCAGCAUCCAAGGUCCCGUUUGGACAGGUUUGAUAUGGUGAUUGCCCCACAGCAUGAUUACUAUCCUUUGACGCCUCGUGCACAGGAGCAGGUUCCUCGGUUUCUCCGGAGAUAUAUAACACCACGUGAACCUCCUGAUGGGCAUGUUGUCCUUACUGUAGGAGCUCUUCAUCAUGUAGAUUCUGCUGCCCUUCGUAGUGCAGCUAAUGCAUGGCAUGAUGAGUUUGCACCCUUACCAAAACCGUUGCUUGUAGUCAACAUUGGAGGGCCUACAAGGUACUGCAGAUAUAGCACGGACCUCGCAAAGCAAUUGAUAAACUCUCUCCACAACGUAGUCACGAGCUGUGGAAGUGUGAGGAUAUCUUUCUCAAGGAGGACACCAGAAAAGGUAUGAGAAUAAGCCUCCAUAUGGAAACCAAUUUAUAAAUGGUUUAUGAAUUGAGUCAAAGUCAAGCAUUAAUUCAACCACACAUUCAUAAUUAUUACUCAUUUAUUAUCCACUCAUUUCGUGGACCCACUAUUAUGUCUUUAUGAUUUAUAAAUUUGCCAAAUGAAAGCUAAGUUGCACU